AUGGAUCGUAUUAUAAGUUUAGAAGAAGAGAUAUUGCAACUACGCAAGACUUUGCAAUUAAAAGAGAAAGAAUUACAAGAGUUGAAAAAGAAGUGGAUUCCGCUGCAACAAGUGAACGGAAUCAACCAACCUGGGGAAAACCAGGAGUUUUUUAACGCAAAAGCGCAGUUUGAUCGGCUUCCAAAAUGGGCAAUAGAAAGAUACAGUCGCCAAAUUCUUCUCCCCGACAUUGGAGUCGAAGGACAACAGAAGCUAUGUUCGGCUAAAGUCCUCAUUGUGGGAGCCGGCGGCCUUGGAUGCCCAGCUGCCAUGUAUCUUGCUGGCUCUGGUGUGGGUGAAAUAGGCAUUGUCGACUAUGAUACAGUGGAUCUGACGAACAUACACAGACAGGUCUUGCACGGCGAGACAGACCAAAAUAUGUCCAAGGCAGACUCUGCGGCGCAGGCGCUUAGAAAUAUAAACUCUCGAAUAACUAUAACUCCGUUCAACGUACAGUUGUCCUCGUCUAACGCUUUACAAAUAACAUCUCAAUACGACGUCGUUCUCGACUGUACCGACAACGUGCCGACGCGAUAUAUGCUAAAUGAUGUGUGCGUACUUAGUAAGUUACCUCUAAUAUCUGGAAGCGCUUUGAAAAUGGAAGGACAAAUAACCAUCUAUGGAUACAGAGCAAACAAAAAUAGCAACGAAAAGAGAAAACUAGAAGCCCGACUAAAAUCACAACGACGUUACGAAGAAAAGAAACGAAGAAUGACCGGACAGAGCUAUUUAGGUUUCAGAAUAAGCCAGCCCGAUAGGAAAUGGAUACAAGACGUUCCUAAAUCUGAAAGAAAAAUGGGUCCACCAUGUAGUUCUAACUUAUGCACAAAAGGCUUUAGAGAUUGCGAAAAAUUCAAAGAAGAAAAAAGAUUAGAAAUAUUUAAUAAUUUCUGGAAUAAUCUAGAUUGGAAUAAUAAAAAAAAAUACGUCAGGUCUUUAGUGGAGAACGUGCCCCCUAAAAGACGCCGCCUUAAACAUAAAGGCGAAGUCUCAAGAAAGGGCGCUUCUAAGAAUUAUUAUUUACUUUUAAAUGAUGAGAAAAUCAAAGUUUGUCGUGUUAUGUUUCUUAAUACUUUAGGCGUGAAAGAAACUAUGGUGAGAACAUGGUUGGACAAUAAAGAAAUACCUAGAAAAUCCAAAAAACCCAUCAAAAGCCUAAACGUUGAUACCUACAUAGAUACAUUACCUAAAAUGCUACCCAGAUGCCUAUAUUGCAGAGAACUCACAGACUUCUUAUACAUAAACAUCAAUAAUAUAAAAAAUAUAUUUCAAUUGUACAAUCAAUACAUAAGGGAUAUGAAGAUAAAGAACAUACAGCCAGCUUCCAGAAAAACAUUUUCAAAAGUUCUUACAAUGAAAAAAUUGAAAAUUUUCAAACCCAAAAACGACCAAGACAUAUGCGAUUUGGUACCGCAACAUAAUAAUAUAGACACUCAUAAUAAUAUAGAUCUAAAUGAAUAUAUAGAUGAACAGAAUGUACACGGUGAACAAAUUAUUGACAUACCAGUUGUAGUUGAUAAGAAUGUUGCACAUAUAACUGAAAAUGUUAACAUAAUGACGCUUAAUUAUUACUAUCACUGUACGAUAUAG
Molecule: messenger RNA, 1629 nt
Organism: Hyposmocoma kahamanoa
Lineage: Eukaryota; Metazoa; Arthropoda; Insecta; Lepidoptera; Cosmopterigidae
Exons: 7
Coding region: 1-1629 (542 amino acids)
Biological process (GO): tRNA wobble position uridine thiolation; protein urmylation
Cellular component (GO): cytoplasm
Molecular function (GO): nucleotidyltransferase activity; thiosulfate-cyanide sulfurtransferase activity; URM1 activating enzyme activity
Source: RefSeq, a predicted model, not a curated record